Messenger RNA from Sinocyclocheilus grahami, 1471 nucleotides. RefSeq names its product L-seryl-tRNA(Sec) kinase. Gene Ontology annotation, molecular function: kinase activity; tRNA binding. The record is from RefSeq and is a predicted model, not a curated record. Lineage: Eukaryota; Metazoa; Chordata; Actinopteri; Cypriniformes; Cyprinidae. The coding region runs from base 108 to 1142 and encodes 344 amino acids. The transcript is spliced from 8 exons.
AGGAAGAGUUGAAGUAGCUGGCGGUAAAUGCACCUUUAAGCUGGUUUGCCAGCCGCCAAUAAAAGCAGAAGUAGAAGAAGAAGUGCGUGACGGCGGGCCGUGUCCGUAUGUCUCCCGCUGCUGCGUGUCUCGGUGUCCUGUGCGGGUUACCGGCGGCCGGUAAAUCCCGUCUGGCCCGGGAGCUGCGGGGCACACACACGCGCGGGUGGAGGACGCUGCUCGUGACGUAUGACGAACUGAUACCAGCGCGCGACUGGCAGGAGUGUGAAUGGAAACAGCACAGGAAGACGGUUCUGAUGUGUCUGGAGAGAUUCCUUCAUCAGACUCUCUCCGAUCAGACUCAGACUCACACGCUCUCCGAUCAGACUCAGACUCGCAUGCUCUCCGAUCAGACUCACACUCUCUCUGAGGCUGAUGGAGUCUGGAUGCGGUUUGAGCAGAUGCGGCAGCAGCAGAGCGUCUCUCACACACACUCGCAGCCGCUCGUGGUUCUGCUGGACGAUAACUUCUACUACCAGAGCAUGAGAUACCAGAUCCAGCAGCUGGCCAGGAAGUACGGCGUGGGUUUCUGUCAGGUGUUUCUCCAGUGUCCGCUGCACGUGUGUCUCCAGAGGAACCAGUGCAGAUCUCAGCCUGUUCCUGAUGACGUUCUGCUGCAGAUGUGUGAGCGAAUGGAGCCUCCGAACGAGAUCAGAAACCCCUGGGAGCAGCAGAGCCUGACGCUAGACAGCACAGACGGCAUCGCAGACGGACACGUACAGAAGCUGAAGGACUUGCUGGCGUCUGCGCUGGAAAACCCAUUGAGCCCCGUCCAGGACGAGUCGCAGCAGAAGGAGGCUGACCGACGGAUUUGUGCGUCCAGCGUUCUUCACCAGGCUGAUCAGACGUGCAGACGACUGGUUUCUCAGGCGCUGACAUCAGCUCGCGAAGGCCAGGCGUCUCCAGACGUGCUGAAGGCUCUGGCUAAAGCACUGAACGAGCUGAAGACUGUGUUCCUGCAGGAGCUGAAGAAGGACGUUCUUCAUCGCGUCUCAGUUUUCCCAGAGGAGCCCGUCGAUAUGGAGAAGCUGCUGAUGGACGUGUCUGCGGCGUUCCAGCGACACUCACACGAGAUUGUGUCCAAACACGUGAAACGUGACUGAUUCCUGAUUCCUGAUAAUAAAUUUCUGAUGGACUUGUGAUUGUGCAUAAGAUGUUAUUUUUUAAUAUAAUUUCUGCAAAUGCAUCUGUCCAACGACUGACUGGUUUUCAUUUGGAGAUUCAUUAACAGUUUGUAAUAUUGUUUGUUUUUCUUUACAAAGAUGGAGAUUGCAGUUCUAUAUAUUAAAUUAACAUUAUUAAUGAAUGGCAGAAAUCCAUCAUUUGUCAACAAGGUUUCUAAAUAUCGAGGUUAUUGACAAUACUAAUGUAUGACAGUCACAUUCAUCAUCGCUGAUAGACUGAUCAUUAUUAAAUUGACAUUGAAUUAUUA